Molecule: messenger RNA, 534 nt
Organism: Marasmius oreades (fairy-ring Marasmius)
Lineage: Eukaryota; Fungi; Basidiomycota; Agaricomycetes; Agaricales; Marasmiaceae
Exons: 3
Coding region: 1-534 (177 amino acids)
Source: RefSeq, a predicted model, not a curated record
AUGUCACUCACUCUCAAAGUCAAUAUCGAUGACGACCAAGUCGCUUUCCUGAAGGAACAGGGCUACUACCUCUUCCUUGCGAAACUGGUGCAGGGUCAAUCCCAAGCCAACGUGAUUUGGGAGAGUAAUUCGGCGUACGUUGCUAACAACGAGUUCGCAUGGCGACCAGUCUACGCUAUCGCUGGGUCAGAAACCGUGGAGCCAGGCAUCCAAGUCGUAGGUUCCACAGGCCAGCCAUUCACGUUCUCCAACAUGGAUGCCGAUACCGAUUUUGCCGCAGCCGUUUACACCGGGGACCCAUCCAACCCAACAGCUAAUCUCUCGAAUCCCUUCUUCAUCAGCAAAUCUCUUGAACAAAACUUCAGCGUCGAUAUCUUGCCGAUCGAGACCGUGGUGCUUUGGUUUGGAGAGGCUCAGAAAACCAGCACGAUCAUUGCAGAAUAUUCCGGCCCCGCUUUGACGGCUGUUUAUGGGGAGGGAGACAGUAACCACACCGCUCAGUGGACGAAAAAAGGUUGGGAGCUGAUUAAUUGA